AUGCGACCACGAACUGUCCUACCUAUAAGGCUUUACAGCUCCUCUUCUUUGACUCUAAAUGAAAGAUUUCGUCGCUUAGAAAAUCUAAAUCCGCGGAAAGGUGUUCCUAAUCCACUUGGAAUUCGACGAACUAACCCUCAAAGAACUCCUGCUACAAUGAGAUUAGGUCAGAGAUUCACAGGUUCUCUUCGGGGACGUGGAAGGCCGCUAAAAAAAUCUGGAAGAUCAUUGAAUCAAAAUCUUCCCAUUCCAUCCACUCAACCGCCUCCUCACAUGUUCGCUGCUCGUAGAAGUGGUUUUCGUGGUCGUGGACGUGGAGCUGUUAGAGCUAUCGAAAAACGUCGUGGAAACAAUAGAAGAUUUAAUCGAGGUGGUGGAGGAAGAAGACCGAAUAACGCCGAUAAUGAAAAGGUUCGCGCCGAUUUAGAUAAACAACUGAGUGAGUACAUGGAAAGCCCUAAUGGAAAUUAA
Rodentolepis nana is the source of this 471-nucleotide messenger RNA. Lineage: Eukaryota; Metazoa; Platyhelminthes; Cestoda; Cyclophyllidea; Hymenolepididae. The record is from the annotation of a GenBank genome assembly.